AUGUCGUUAAUCGUGCCGGAGAAGUUUCAACAUAUUCAUCGUGUUAUGAACACGAAUAUUGACGGUAACCGAAAAGGUGUUGGACGUCGUUAUGCUUUUCUUGUUUGCCGUAAAGCCGAUGUUGAUAUUCACAGACGCGCUGGUGAACUUUCUGAAGAAGAAAUGGAAAAGCUUAACACUGUUAUGCUUAAUCCACAGCAAUACAAAAUUCCUGCGUGGUUUUUGAACCGUCAAAAGGAUAUUCGUGAUGGGAAGAAUUCUCAGCUCUUGUCGACCAACUUGGAGAGUAAAUACCGAGAGGAUUUUGAGCGCAUGAAGAAAAUUCGUCUUCAUCGUGGUCUUCGUCAUUAUUGGGGUCUUCGUGUACGUGGACAACAUACAAAGACUACUGGUCGUAAAGGACGCACUGUUGGAGUAUCGAAAAAGAAAGGAGGUUAA
This is a messenger RNA of Meloidogyne enterolobii, 438 nucleotides long. NCBI's taxonomy places the organism in Eukaryota, Metazoa, Nematoda, Chromadorea, Rhabditida, Meloidogynidae. The record is from the annotation of a GenBank genome assembly.